AACAUUGCCCAAUCCCCAAAGCAAUCCCCUCGCUGCCCCCGGUCGCUCCCAUGAGCACGCCUCGCCGUUGCCGCAUCUCGCCGGCGGCGUAGACAACGCCAUUCUCCCCGCCGACUAGUUGAUCUGCCCCAGACUAGUCCUCCCAACCGACCAAAUCACCCAUCAAAAAAACACCGGGAGGAGUUGCGCUGCUAAGCCUACCAUGAGCACGAGAGGGGAGAUGUCUACCCCUGGCUGCCGCCGCACCUCCCCGCCGCCUGCCUCUCUGCCAGACGACGACGACAUGCUUCGGGAGGUUCUCCUCCGCCUGCCCCCGCGGCCUUCCUCCCUGCCCCGGGCCUCCCUCGUCUGCAAGCGUUGGCGCAGCCUCGUCGCCGAUCCCCAAUUCCAGUGCCGCUUCCGCGACCACCACGGCAAGCCUCCUCUCCUUGGCUUCUUCCUCGAUUCCCGUCCGUUUGUUCCGAUUCUGGAUCCACCAGACCGCAUCCCCGAAGCUCGCUUCUCCAUGCCUCCCCUCGAGAGCUACCGCAUCAUCGACUGUCGCGACGGGCUCGUCCUUUUCCUCGCCCACAGGAUGAUGCGCCGCUUGGUUUUAUGGAACCCCGUCGCGCGCGAGCAGCGCCGGCUGAUCUUCCCGCCGGAGCUGGACAACGCCCAGAUGUUCUUCUUCAACGGGGCGGUGCGUCGCCCUGCCCGCCGCCAAGGAUGGCAUUUCCAGGUGGCCCUCAUAGCCCGUGACACACUAUGCACAAGAGUUUCGGUAUGGCUUUACUCAUCAGAGACCGGGGCAUGGGGCAACAUCAACUCACUGCAGCUGCAAUCGAUUCAGUCUAUGCCACAGCCCAGCACUUUGAUUGGGAAUUCCUUUUGCUGGUUAUUUACCGUGGGUCAUGGCUGUGUCAUACUUGAGUUUGAUCUUGAUAGGCAGAGCCUAGCUGUGACAGAGCUGCCACCACACACAGAUAUGGAAGCCGACUUUCACAAGUUAUGGAUUAUGCCCUCCCAGGGUGGUGGGCUUGGCUUCAUCCAUCUCUCACAAUUCCACGCUCAAUUAUGGAAGAGAGAGCCUGAUUCUGAUGGUUUUCCUGUAUGGGUGCCCGACAGAGCUGUUGAAUUCGGGGAACUUAGAUCAACUUGCAAGGGCGACUUCCUCACUUUGGUUGGGUUUGACGAGGAGAGUAAUGCAAUCCUUGUGCUGACAGCUUCUGGUGUCUUCAUGGUCUACCUCCAGUCAAUGGAGUUCAAGAAACUUUCUGAUCCAAAGUCCUUCUGUCACCAUUAUCCAUUUGCAUGUUUCUAUCCUGCAGGAAUAAUGUUAUGGUAAUAUUCAGCACUGGACCGCAGUUCUCUUGACAAUGUGACACAUAACAGUUAAAAUUGGAAGAUAACUUAAUGGAAGUUGAGACCCAAACAACCGAAUAUGCAACUCCAUCGACACUUUUCGGAGCUUAAAGCUAGUUACACUCUUUCAUUUGGAAGCUGAAACCAAUUGAAUAAAUUUAAGUUCUUGUUUUGUUGAAUAUCUUCCUGAAGUGAGGAGUCCGUUUGCACUAGAGAUUAAAUAAUUUUUUCAUAGCUCAGUGUUAUUUUUCUCAGAUUACAUAACUAUGCACCUCUCAGUUCAUCUAGAUAUCCCAUUGUAGUUCGCUCUUCUAUCGAUGGCUUUCCAUUGGAAUUGUCAU
This is a messenger RNA of Triticum dicoccoides, 1682 nucleotides long. RefSeq lists its product as uncharacterized. The transcript has 2 exons. NCBI's taxonomy places the organism in Eukaryota, Viridiplantae, Streptophyta, Magnoliopsida, Poales, Poaceae. The coding region runs from base 203 to 1324 and encodes 373 amino acids. The record is from RefSeq and is a predicted model, not a curated record. Gene Ontology annotation, molecular function: protein binding.